Molecule: messenger RNA, 705 nt
Organism: Symbiodinium sp. CCMP2592
Lineage: Eukaryota; Dinophyceae; Suessiales; Symbiodiniaceae
Source: the annotation of a GenBank genome assembly
AUGUCGCUGCGAAUGCUCCAGAAGCAGGUGGGCGCCGGCCCUUCAGAGGUCUCGGCCGAGGCGAAAGCGGCGCUGCAACCAGGUGGCAAAGGCCGUCCCGCCGGAGGCUACUACUCAUCUGCAGGUGCAACACAAGCUGGAGGAGGCGGCUCUGGUGGCAGUUACUAUGACAGCCACCGGAGCCCGGCAUCCUCAGGCCGUGCUCCGCCGCCCGAGAAGCCUUCAUCAGGCUUCGUCGCUUCGCCGGGCGUGCGCGGCGGCUUCCAUGGAAGCGAUGCGCAGCGUGCGCACGUGGAGGCCAUGCGUCGCUCUACAGCGGAUGCGGCUCCAGUCGCCAUGCCGGCACAGGAUGUGGCUGUCCGUUCGCAUUUGGGGCUGAACGCCUUGAAGGAGCGAAAGCAGAAAGAAGAGGAGGAGAAACAAGCCAAGCGUGAGGCUGCACGCGCCAAGCGCCGGUCCGAUGCUACGCAGAAGGAGGUCGCUGACGAACAAGCCUUGGCCGAGUGCGAAGCACAAGCAUGGCAAGACAGCGAAAACGUUGCAAGAGUGAAGUACGAAGCGGCACUGGUGGUCCGAAUAGCGUUGAAGUUUGGGAGCACCGGCGUCUGGACCAAGAUUGCCGAGGCAAGGGCACGAGGCACCGACUUGCCACUGGAUCCCCGCAAGAUCUACUUGCUGGUCCGCGGCCAUCGUUUGCUGAGUUGA